AUGAGUAGGCGUAUCAGCGACUUCGAUAAUGUGGGAGAUGAGAAGGAGGCAGCUGCACCAGACAAGAUCAGUAGCGGCCGAUCUUCGAGCCGGGUGACACAGCCGUAUGUUGCUCACAAAGUUGGACUGCCUCCCAAGCUAAGCAUCUUCAAGGAAUUCACUGCCGCCGUGAAGGAGACUUUCUUUUCCGAUCAGCCUUUGCGUUCUUUCAAAGACCAAUCCAACUCUAGGAAGCUUGUGCUCGGCAUCGAAGCGCUUUUUCCAUUUUUCAGAUGGUCUAGGGACUACAAUCUUGCUAAGCUCAGAGGUGACGUGAUUGCUGGACUUACUAUAGCAAGUCUUUGUAUUCCUCAGGAUAUUGGAUACGCAAAGCUUGCUGGUCUGCCUGCGGAAAAUGGGUUAUACUCUAGCUUUGUACCACCUCUGAUCUAUGCCUUCAUGGGCAGCUCAAGAGAUAUUGCAAUCGGACCGGUGGCGGUGGUGUCACUGCUGCUUGGGACUCUGCUUCAGGAAGAGGUUAGCUCUAAAGAUUUAGUCGCGUAUAAACGCCUUGCUUUCACGGCUACCUUCUUCGCCGGAGUCACACAAUUCACAUUAGGGUUUUGCAGAUUGGGUUUCUUGAUUGACUUCCUCUCUCAUGCUGCCAUUAUUGGGUUUAUGGCUGGAGCUGCCAUUACCAUUGCCCUUCAACAGCUUAAGGGAUUGUUUGGCAUCAAAGUUUUUACUAAGAAGACAGACAUCGUUUCAGUCUUGCGUUCAGUCUUUUCUUCAGCACAUCAUGGGUGGAACUGGGAGACUAUACUAAUAGGAGUCUCAUUCUUGGCCUUUCUUAUCAUCGCCAAAUACAUCGGAAAAAUAAAGAACAAGAAAUACUUUUGGGUGCCUGCAAUUGCACCUUUGGUCUCUGUCAUCCUUUCUACUUUCUUCGUGUUUAUUACCCGAGCAGACAAGCAAGGUGUUGCAAUUGUGAGUUAUAUUAGACAGGGCGUCAAUCCACCUUCUGCUGAUCAAAUUCACUUCUCUGGAGAUUUCCUUGCUAAAGGCUUUAGGAUUGGUGUUGUGGCUGGCAUGAUAGCCUUAACAGAAGCUAUAGCAAUUGGAAGAACAUUUGCUGGUAUGAAGGACUAUCAGAUUGAUGGAAACAAAGAAAUGGUAGCAAUGGGAACAAUGAACAUUAUUGGCUCAAUGACAUCAUGCUACGUUGCUACCGGCUCCUUCUCUCGCUCUGCCGUAAACUACAUGGCCGGCUGCCACACCGCCGUCUCCAACAUCGUCAUGUCCAUUGUUGUCCUUCUCACCUUGGUAUUCAUCACACCGUUGUUCAAGUACACCCCCAACGCCAUUCUUGCUUCCAUCAUUAUCUCCGCCGUGUUAGGACUGAUCGAUAUUGAGGCAAUGAAAUUGAUAUGGAAGAUUGACAAACUUGAUUUCGUCGCAUGCAUGGGAGCGUUCUUUGGUGUCGUCUUCAUCUCCGUCGAGAUCGGUCUUUUAAUUGCAGUCUCCAUCUCCUUUGCCAAAAUUCUCUUACAAGUAACAAGGCCACGAACUGCGUUGCUGGGAAGGAUCCCUAGAACAAAGGUUUACAGAAAUGUCCAGCAGUAUCCCGAAGCUAGUCAGAUUCCUGGUGUUCUCAUUGUUAGGGUGGACUCUGCAAUUUACUUCUCCAACUCCAACUAUGUCAAGGAGAGAAUUUUGAGAUGGGUAACAGACGAAGAAGCAGAGCUAAACCAAAAGUGUCUACCCAAAAUCAACUACUUAAUUGUGGAAAUGUCACCUGUUACAGAUAUUGACACUAGUGGGAUCCAUGCAUUGGAAGAGCUAUAUAGAAGUCUUCAGAAGAGGGAUAUUCAGCUAGCUUUAGCAAAUCCGGGCACAGUGGUGAUCGACAAGAUUCAUGCAUCCGAGUUUCCUGAUUUAAUCGGAAAGGACAAGAUUUUUCUUUCAGUUGGAGAUGCCAUUCUUACACUCGCUCCAAACUAUUAAAUUUGAUGCGCGCAUGUCUUUGUGUUUCUUUAAUUCAGAUCAUGAUGCAUCCGGCCGUUCCAGUCGUAUAUUUAGGACUAUCAAUUUGUUUUGUUUUGUUUUUCUCUCUGACACUAGGGUUUAUUUAGUUUCUUUAUUUUCUUAUUUACUUCAUCCUUUGUUUACAUGUUCUCG
Messenger RNA from Fragaria vesca subsp. vesca, 2157 nucleotides. RefSeq names its product high affinity sulfate transporter 2-like. Gene Ontology annotation, biological process: transmembrane transport. Lineage: Eukaryota; Viridiplantae; Streptophyta; Magnoliopsida; Rosales; Rosaceae. Bases 1 to 1983 code for a protein of 660 amino acids. The transcript is spliced from 11 exons. Gene Ontology annotation, cellular component: membrane. The record is from RefSeq and is a predicted model, not a curated record.